AUGAGAGUCACGAAGACAUUUGGUUUGGAGGAUGUGGGCGGCCCUGCAGCUGAGGCCUUCCUCAUCUCCAAAGCCCCACAGCAAACCGGGAAAUCUGUCUACUCUGAUGCUUAUAGGGGGGAAAAGGUGGACGUGGACCUGAAGGAGCCCACGACAGAGCUCAGCAGGACACCGCCUCUUACCAGCAGCUUGGGCCAUGGACGCACCGUUCCACAGUCCGCUCUCCCACUGAGAGCCAGUGCUAAACAAAGCGAUUUUCUGGAAUCUAAGGGAUGCUUUGCCAAUUCAACAUCCUUUGGCAGAAGGGUCAGUUUCUCAUCUUCUGUUGAAACGAGUCCAAGUGUCAGUGAACCUCUAGGCCUCCCCAGCCUGUCUGCUCACCUAGACACUGUUACAGAUUUGGAUCAGAAAUCCUCCUCCUCACAUUCUGAUCACUCCUCUGAAACCUCAUUGCCUGAAGUCCAAAAGGAUAACUAUCCCAAGGAAUUCAGCCUGCUUAGGUUGCUGACAAAAGAUGGGCAGCGUCCGGAGUGGACAUUUUACCCGAGGUUUAGCAGCAAUAUCCACACCUACCAUGUUGGAAAGCAGUGCUUCUUUAAUGGGGUCUUCCUCGGCAACAGGAGGUCUCUGUCAGAGAGUACGGUGGACAAGAGCUUGGGGAGAAAGAAAUACGAUAUUGAUCCUAGGAAUGGAAUCCCAAAGUUAACUCCAGGGGAUAAUCCAUAUAUGUACCCAGAGCAGAGUAAAGGCUUCUACAAAGCAGGAGCAACCCUCCCACCAGUGAAUUUUUCAAUAGUGCCUUAUGAAAAGAAAUUUGAUACCUUUAUUCCACUUGAGCCUCUUCCACAAAUUCCCAACUUGCCUUUCUGGGUGAAGGAGAAGGCCAACAGUUUGAAGAAUGAGAUAAGAGAAGUUGAGGAGCUUGAUGAUUGGCAGCCGGCAGUGCCCUUAAUACACAGCUUAUUCCCUUCUGGUACUCUGGACUUUCCAGGACAAUCCUGAGCAGAAGCAGGCCCAUAAAGCAUGCACUGACUGCACUCUGGCAAGCCUCUUCCAGUUGAUGGGUUUUGACAGUGUGACUAUUCUAAACCAAAUGUUUGACUCU
Propithecus coquereli (Coquerel's sifaka) is the source of this 1105-nucleotide messenger RNA. RefSeq names its product spermatogenesis associated, serine-rich 1 (gene SPATS1). The record is from RefSeq and is a predicted model, not a curated record. The coding region runs from base 1 to 1002 and encodes 333 amino acids. The transcript is spliced from 9 exons. Lineage: Eukaryota; Metazoa; Chordata; Mammalia; Primates; Indriidae.